UCGAACCACUUCUGACAGAUUGACGUGGUUCGCGGAUCGACGACGGACGAUUCAGAUUUUUUUUCUCUUGUGAGAGGACAUCAGCGCUUUUACCAGCCAAACGGCACCAAUAAUCAUCCAUUGAGGCAUUGCAUCAGGAAGACUGCUUCCUGCGAAGCGGAUUAAUCGAGCUGUUUUGUUUUCGUGGAUCGGAAAAGUAUCGACUAUUUGCGGCUCAAUUAUUCAUCAAUCUAUCGUUACGCGAAGGGUGAGUGUGUCGAAGAAGGAAGGAACCUGCGGGAAAGGAAGUAAGAACCAGCGGCAGUAGCGGAAAGAUGGUGCAAUAAAAUCAACCAAGGCAGAUUAUCUAGGAAGACGAGCUGAAAGUGUAAUUUUCAGUGUUCUUCGCGAGUGCAUGGUUUUGAAAUUUAUUUUCGAAAUAAGUUCUGGUACGCUUUGCUUUGAUUCUGGAGGAGAGGAACUUAAGAAGCCUUGGUUGGUGUCAGGCAUCCUGGAAGCAGCAUGAUGAACGAGGAGGUCACUCCGAGUAGGAAUGUGGUGGCACAAUUUUUCAAACGGAUCUCGCAGCUUUACCAACUUCAAUUGGACCGAUGGACACCGCACACCAAACUUCGAUGGGCGGCCGUAAUCGUGCUAGUAUUACUCUUCCUUCUACGAGUAUUCACGAAUCAGGGCUGGUACAUUGUGACCUACGCCCUAGGAAUCUAUCACCUUAAUCUGUUUAUAGCGUUCCUUACCCCUAAAAUCGAUCCGGCUCUGGAUCUGGACGAUGAUCAAGGCCCCGAGUUGCCCACCAAGUCCAACGAGGAAUUCCGACCGUUUAUCAGGCGGUUACCGGAGUUUAAAUUUUGGUACGCCGUCAGCAAAAGCACCGUGAUCGGGAUCAUUUGCACCUUCUUCGAGGUGUUCAACGUGCCCGUGUUCUGGCCUAUUCUGGUCAUGUACUUUAUCACGCUGUUCUGCAUCACCAUGAAGCGACAGAUUAGGCACAUGAUCAAGUACCGGUACCUACCGUUCACCCACAGUAAGCCCCGCUAUCAGGCGGUCCCGACGGAAAAGUGACAAUUAAAAGCACAAACUUUGCCAUCUGCGUCAUCCCUGUCCACAUCGUCGUCGUUGUUGUCAGCUUCUUCUGCGUCCGCUGCUGCUGUCGGCUCGGCGGAGGUCUUUGGUGCCUCCACUUCGUCGUCCGCGUCAGCAACCGCCGUUCCCGCGACCGGUGCUGCAAUACCCAGUGGAUCGCUGAUCUCGACUGUCUAGGAAGAAGAAGAAGAAGAAGCGAACGAAAUGGAGUAGGUAGCAGAAGAAAAAUAAACAAACAGCUUUCGAGAUUUGGGUCUUGGAGCGCGCUUCAGCGCGAUUUAGUCUGUAGUUUGAGUUAUCGGAUUUGUUUAGUUGGCUUAGUUUGUGCUGUUUUUAGUUUUUCUUCUGUUUUGCGAGGGAAGUUUGACGCAGAGUGAUGAAAUGUGUAUCCUGCUGUAACAGCUCAAAGCAGGACACGAAAUCGGCAUUGAUUUGUGCUUACGUCGAUCAAUUCUUUUUUUUAUUUUUAUCGGAAAAUUAUGUAUUUCUCUACCAAAUAUGUUCGAACGUUUGGUUCCAUCUCGAGGAGACAAGCGAUGGAUUGUAAAACUAUGUUAGUAAAUGUUAUGAGAAAAAAGAUAGUUUCCAACGGCUGUUUCUUUUUGUAUAUUAAUUUCUCGUUUCGAAAAUGUCACAAAGUUGGAUCAUUUUUGAACUUAUUCAGUAUAAUAGUUAUUAUUUCCUUCUUUAGUUGAUUAAUGCUAGACCAACGUUGAAUUAGUUUUAAUCGUACCUUCAUCGAUUUUCUUGCGUUGCAAAUUCCAACUCUAACGACAGAAAUCAAAACGAUUAUCCGUACAUGCCUGUAUCCUUAAACAAAAUAAUCGGUGACUAUCAUCUCUUUUGUUUGUAUACUGAUUAGGCAGAACAAUUUCAGUUUAAACCUAAAAUAGUAGCUAAUAUUGAAAAAGGUGAAAAUCCGUAUUUUAUGUAGGUUUAGUUAUGUAUUGAAAAAUCGAAAAAUGCAAGUUUGUUCGGCUUUUGAAACUAUUAUUAUGAGACACACACACAAUUUGCAAACAAUAUAUUGGAUGAUGGAGAACAGGCGAACCAAGUGCAGUAAAGUAAAAGAGAACUAUUGAUGUCAUUUAGAGUAAAGCAUACAAAACAUGGAUUGAACCAUCCUACAGGAAAAAAAUAUUAUACACAUGAGCAAAUCGCGAAGACCCAGCAUUGUAAUAAGAAAAACUUGGAUAACCAAAUAAAUAUUGAAACUUAUAA
Molecule: messenger RNA, 2304 nt
Organism: Topomyia yanbarensis
Lineage: Eukaryota; Metazoa; Arthropoda; Insecta; Diptera; Culicidae
Product: protein RER1
Exons: 5
Coding region: 502-1062 (186 amino acids)
Biological process (GO): protein retention in ER lumen; retrograde vesicle-mediated transport, Golgi to endoplasmic reticulum
Cellular component (GO): Golgi membrane
Source: RefSeq, a predicted model, not a curated record